CGUACGUUGCGUUUGAUUUAUCGAUUGGCGAGAAUGACAGGAUACAAAUUGGUGUACUUCAAUGUGAUGGGAUUAGGAGAGCCCAUAAGGUUCAUCCUCAGUUACGGUGGCGUACAGUUCGAGGACGUCCGGAUGACAUACGGUUCCAGUGAAUGGUUCAGCAUGAAACCAACGACUCCGUUCGGCCAGUUGCCCGUGUUGGAAAUCGACGGGAAAGUUUACACGCAAACGUUGCCUAUUUGCCGAUACCUGGCCAAACAAUUUAAUCUGCUCGGCAAAACCGAUCUGGACACCCUGCGAAUCGACGCCAUCGCGAACGCUCUUCACGAUUUUAGAAAGAUCGUGAUAUCGUACUACUACAAAGAGCAGGAUCCUGCUCUGAAGGCGAAGAAAAAAGUGGAAGUGCUCGGCCAGACGGUACCGUUUUACCUAAACAAAUUGGAGGAACUGGCCAAGAACAACGACGGAUAUUUGCACGGUGGCCAACUAAGUUACGCGGAUCUGUUCUUCGUUGCCAUUUCGGACGCGAUAAACACCGGUUACGAAGCUGAUAUCACGAAGGACAAGCCACACCUGAAGGCCCUCAAAGAAAAAGUUUUAGCUUUACCGAGUAUCAAAGCGUACGUAGAGAAAAGACCGAAAUUGGAGUAUUAA
Colletes gigas is the source of this 654-nucleotide messenger RNA. It is a transcript of the gene GstS4, whose product is annotated as glutathione S-transferase-like. The transcript has 5 exons. The record is from RefSeq and is a predicted model, not a curated record. The coding region runs from base 34 to 654 and encodes 206 amino acids. Gene Ontology annotation, molecular function: glutathione transferase activity. Gene Ontology annotation, biological process: glutathione metabolic process. Lineage: Eukaryota; Metazoa; Arthropoda; Insecta; Hymenoptera; Colletidae.